CAUAUAGAGCUUGGCUCACUAGUACACCUAGGCCAUGACGCUCGGGAAAUGGACACGGCGUGGAUGGCCAGCUUAUACAGUAGUAAAGGGGCAUUUAUAAGCGGCGGAACGCUUAUUACCAAUCGCUUUGUUUUAACAGCAGCUCAUUGCUUACAUAGAUCCUUAAGAUUCGUGCGCCUUGGGGAGAAGGAUAGAUCGUGCCGAGCCCCGAUACGUACAAAUGUAAGGGAGUAUACCGUGAGCCAGGUGAUACCUCAUCCCCGAUUUGAAAGCAAGACUUUUCCUAGGAUGUACGAUAUAGGCCUUAUAAAGCUGAGCGAAACGGUUGAUUAUAAUAGCUACAUCCGCCCUAUUUGCAUAAUCGUAGAUAGGGCUGUCAGCUUCCCGGAUAACAUUAAAGGUAGGGCCUACGGCUGGGCUUGACGAACCCUGACGUACUGGUGUACAGCGAUAUAAUUAGGAGCGUCGUCUUAACUCGAAAAAGCCUCAGGGAAUGCGAGAGCAUGUUAACCAGGGACGACCAGUUCUGUGCGGAGUCAUCCAAUGGGGGCGAUACCUGUUCCGGCGACUCCGGGGGGCCGAUGGCGGCGGACUAUGAGUAUCAGGGGAAUAAAAGCUACGUGCAGGUCGGGAUCCUGAGCUACGGUUCAACCCAGUGUAAUGGCAGAGGUGUUUUCACGAAGGUGUAGAGCUACCAAGACUGGAUUGCUGAAAUGGUGCAAAAAUACAACGACUCCGACUCCCUUUUGGUUGAGGAGUGCGGCAGCCACUGGCCGGGUAAUAUUACAGUGCGCCUUUGGGAGGUAUCCCUUCUUCAGGGCACUAUCAAAGGCACUCUGAUCACCGACCGUAAGCACCUACCUCACGCCACCUUGAACUCCAUGAGUUAUUUAUAAAAAGGUGUAUGGGAUCAAUAGUUAUCUCCUGGUUGGCAUAAUAACCCAUUUUAGGAAUGGGGUGAUCGUCUUCACCGAUAUUCAACAUUUUAUGGAUUGGAUAUUACAAAUAGUUGCAGAUGAAGACGAGGAACCCAUAGGCCAGAGCAGACCUCAAUCCCAAGUGUAUGAACUCACCUACCGCGCAUCGGCCGGAGUUUUAAAGCCCUCAAAAGGAAAUUAAAAAGGUUUUUUAAGUAUCCUAAGUAGUUGGAUUUCUAGCAGAAUAAGAUUUUUGUAAAUGAAAUUUAAGCUAUGUCACGAGCAACAGUCAGUAUAAUUACGCAAAAUAAUGUUUACUAUUUUUGAUCUGCGUGCGACUGGGUUCAAUUUUUUAAAUUGUGAGCCCGAAAAAUUGUCCAAGGUUAACCU
Molecule: messenger RNA, 1307 nt
Organism: Drosophila biarmipes
Lineage: Eukaryota; Metazoa; Arthropoda; Insecta; Diptera; Drosophilidae
Product: chymotrypsin A
Exons: 4
Coding region: 49-423 (124 amino acids)
Biological process (GO): proteolysis
Molecular function (GO): serine-type endopeptidase activity
Source: RefSeq, a predicted model, not a curated record